AUGUUGUAUGAUAUCAAUCUAAACACGAGAUAUUUGUUGCUGAUUUUCCAGGGAAAGAACACGAGUGAGAUACGACAGAUCAAUCAGAAAUUAAGUCAGAUGGAAGCGUCUGCUGGUCGCCUGGAAACUAUUACCAGAGAUUUAAAUAGAGCUGAACAAGAGUUAUCUAGCACAGAAUCUACGAUAGAUCUAGAUUCUAUAAAACAGGAUAUCAGUCAGAUGGACAAACAAAGACGAGAACUCGAUUCUAAACUUAGUAACUUAAACACUGAAUUAAACAAAUUAACACUGGAAUCUAAAUCACGUACAGAAUUAGAUAUGUUGAAAAAGGACAAAGUUUCUAAAGAAGACCAAAUUCGAAGAUUGAAAUCUAAACACGAAGAUACCAUUGUAUAUUUAUUAAAUGAAAUGCCUACAUCUAAUUUACGUGGCAGAUUAGAGACUUAUAUUGGGGAACAGACAGACAAUGUAAAACAAUGUUCUAGUGAACUACAGAAAGCCAAUCAGACUAUUACUUCUAAAGAGGCAGAGAAAAAAAUGAUACAACACCAACUAAAACAGAAAGAAGAAGAAUUACGAACUUUAGAUGAGAAGAUUUUUAACGUCUGUGGCAGUCAGAAUUACGAUGACGAAUAUCAAAAUAUUCAACAAAAACUCACCACAGCUCAGGAGUCGCGAGGAUCAUUAUUAGGAGCAGAACAUUUCUUCAAGAAAUACGUAUCAGACCUGGAGAAAGAUUCACCAUGUUGUCCGUUAUGUCAUAGAGAUUUUGAUAAUGAACAAGAUGUCAGAGAGCUGAUAUUAGAGCUUCAAAAUAAACUACGUAUGGUUCCUGGUAAGAUACAGAAAUCAGAGAAAGAUCUGGAAGAAUACCAGAAGAAAUAUGACAAUAUGACACAACUUAAACCAUUGAAGGAAAACGUAAGUUUGUAUGUCUACUGUACUGUACCUAAAAACUAUUCAUAA
Molecule: messenger RNA, 966 nt
Organism: Lottia gigantea (owl limpet)
Lineage: Eukaryota; Metazoa; Mollusca; Gastropoda; Lottiidae
Exons: 8
Coding region: 1-966 (321 amino acids)
Biological process (GO): telomere maintenance via telomerase; double-strand break repair; telomere maintenance via recombination
Cellular component (GO): Mre11 complex; condensed nuclear chromosome
Molecular function (GO): G-quadruplex DNA binding; double-stranded telomeric DNA binding; single-stranded telomeric DNA binding
Source: RefSeq, a predicted model, not a curated record